AUGGUAACUUUGAUACGCAAUUCAAUUGGUGCGUUAUCGAAGUGUGAGGCGGUGUUGUUGUGUGCUGCGGGCGAUCUGACAAAACCACUCCUAUUAUCGAGAACUUUUUCGCAACAGUUCUUCAAGGUCGAGCAAGUCCCAAGUAAUCGUAAAGUUGGGACACGAAAAAAGAAACUUGAGAAGACACUAGGGAAAAAAUUCAAGCAACGUCUUUCGGAUUAUCUUAAAGUUAUGGCUACUCCAGAAGUCGAGGAGCAAUUAGAACCAUUGCGUGCUUCUGUUAAAGAAUACGGCGACUUGGUUCGUACGUUGAAGCAGAAUGGUGCUGCCAAGGUGGAUGUGGAUCGUGCGGUAGUGGAACUGAAGGCUCGUAAGAAAAAACUGGAGGAUCGUGAAUUGGCACUUGCACCCAAAGGGGCCGCUUUCGAUCGACUCAAACUUGAGGAUCUUUUGAAGCGACGAUUCUUUUAUGAUCAAUCGUUCGCUAUCUAUGGAGGUGUAACUGGCUUAUAUGAUUUUGGUCCGAUGGGAUGUGCCAUGAAGGCGAAUAUGAUAGAUUUAUGGCGUAAACACUUCAUUUUGGAGGAAGGAAUGCUCGAAGUGGAUUGCUCUGCACUCACACCUGAAGCUGUGCUGAAGUUAGUUGAUUCUUAUCGAUUUCAGUAUCACUUGCAGCUUGCAUGGUUUUGCAACUAUCCUGAAUUUCUAGCAGUGGCUUGCAAUGGAUAUGAUCCUAACGUUUACUGGAUCAGAGCCUCAGGACACGUGGAACGAUUUGCGGAUUGGAUGGUGAAAGAUAUGAAAACGGGUGAAUGUUUUCGUGCCGAUCAUCUUAUAAAAAAUCAUGCCGAAAAACUUUUAGAGGAUAAAAAGACAAGUGCUGAGGAUCGAGAAGCUCUUGUCGAUGUUUUGGUUAAAUUGGAUGGCUUUAAUGAUAAGGAUAUGUUAGAAGUGAUCAGAAAGUUCAAUUUCAAAUCUCCAACAACGGGUAAUGAUGUGACGGAUCCAAUAGCAUUCAAUCUAAUGUUUUCAACUGUGAUCGGUCCAACGGGUGAUUUCAAGGCAUUCUUAAGACCCGAAACUGCUCAGGGAAUAUUCGUCAAUUUCAAACGCCUUCUUGAGUUCAAUCAGGGUAAAUUGCCAUUCGCAGCUGCUCAGAUUGGUUCAGGAUUUCGUAAUGAAAUCUCGCCGCGUCAAGGUUUGAUCCGAGUUCGUGAGUUUACAAUGUGCGAAAUCGAGCAUUUCGUUGAUCCAAACAAUAAAUCGCAUCCAAAAUUCGCCAAAGUCGCCAACUACGAACUGACACUGUUCUCGGCGUGCAAUCAGAUGGAUGGUAGACCGGCUGAAGUUUGCGCGAUUGGCGAUGCAGUUGCUAAGCGAUUAGUUGCGAAUGAAACAUUGGGAUAUUAUAUGGUGAGAGUGCAUCAGUAUCUGUUGAAAGUUGGUGUAGAUCCGCGUAGACUUCGAUUCAGACAGCAUUUGGCAAAUGAAAUGGCACAUUAUGCUAGUGAUUGUUGGGACGCGGAAAUUUUGACAUCGUACGGAUGGAUCGAAUGUGUUGGUAAUGCGGAUCGUGCAUGUUUUGAUCUUCAUCAGCACCAGAAAGCGACCAAUGUGAAGUUAACGGCUGAAAAACAGUUGGACGAAGCCAAAACCGUGCAGAUAACUGAGGCUGUUCCAAAUAAAGCGGCAAUUGGUAAAGCAUUUAAAGCGAAUGCGAGACAGAUCAUGGCGAGACUCGCUGAAUUGUCCGUUGAAGACAUCGAAUUGCUUGAGAAGGAAAUCAAAUCGAACGGCAAAGCGACACUCGCAUAUGAGGGCGGUGAAGCCGAGUUGAACGGGAAUAUGUUCUCGGUAAAAAAGUAUGAGAAGAAGGUUCAUGUUGAAGAGGUGACACCAUCGGUAAUAGAGCCAUCGUUUGGUAUCGGUCGUGUUAUGUACGCUGUUUUGGAACAUGCAUUCCGUCAGCGUGAAGGCGAUGAACAACGCAAUUUCUUGGCUCUACCACCACAAAUAGCACCAAUCAAGUGCUCAGUUCUGCCGAUUUCAUCGAAUAACAAACUUGACCCAAUAUUAGAUGCGGUUCGUGAGGAGUUGGCCAACCAUGAAAUUAGUUGUAGGCAGGAUGACAGUGCUGGUUCGAUCGGUCGACGCUAUGCACGUACUGAUGAAAUUGGAAUUCCGUUUGGUGUGACUGUCGACUUUGAAUCAGAGAAACAACCGUGGACUGUUACUUUGCGCUAUGCACUCACCAUGGAACAAGUUAGACUGAAGGUGACGGAGUUAGGUGCUGCCGUACACGCAUUAUGUACCGGUCGGAUGACGUGGGAGGAAGCACAAGCAAAGUUCCCGAAGUUCGAGCAAAAGGCUGAUGCAUAG
This is a messenger RNA of Anisakis simplex (herring worm), 2379 nucleotides long. The record is from the annotation of a GenBank genome assembly. NCBI's taxonomy places the organism in Eukaryota, Metazoa, Nematoda, Chromadorea, Rhabditida, Anisakidae.